Cooperia oncophora is the source of this 168-nucleotide messenger RNA. Lineage: Eukaryota; Metazoa; Nematoda; Chromadorea; Rhabditida; Trichostrongylidae. The record is from the annotation of a GenBank genome assembly.
AUGUUGUUGAGGGUUGAGCCAUGCAAAGUCAAUCGUUCUUCGAUUGGCUCGCUAUCGGACCUGGUGAUAGUGCAGGAGGAAUCUGGUCCCGUAAAAAAAGUCGCAAAUGUGCUUCGUCUCUGCCUAGAAACGAAGUGCGUCAUUCAUUAUGAGGGAAAAGUGGCGUAA